This is a messenger RNA of Momordica charantia (bitter melon), 1496 nucleotides long. Its product is annotated as Amino acid kinase family protein. Gene Ontology annotation, biological process: UDP biosynthetic process. Gene Ontology annotation, molecular function: UMP kinase activity. Lineage: Eukaryota; Viridiplantae; Streptophyta; Magnoliopsida; Cucurbitales; Cucurbitaceae. The record is from RefSeq and is a predicted model, not a curated record. Gene Ontology annotation, cellular component: cytoplasm.
CUUUGGCUUUCAUACAAGAAAAAUGAUGUUAUCCAAUUCAGAACAAACAACAGCGGCUUCGGCUACGUCCCUCUCACUCCCAGUUUCCAUCAAUGAGAAGCUGAAGCAGGCUCUAGAACCCUAAACCCACUCUUGAAUCGGCACCUCAGAGACAGGGGAAGACCAAAAAGAAGCCCUUGUGGUGGGUGUGUGGUGGUGGCAUUCAUUCUUGGUUGUUCGUUUCUUUAAUGGCAAUCCCCACGUCCCUCAUUCCCUGUUUAUCUUUCGAACCAAUCUCCAGUUCUGCUUCUUAUUCUUCCUCCUCGUUUCCAUCGCAAUCUCUCGGUCCCUUCAAGCCCCAUUGCCGUGCUCUAAAGAUGGAUAACCAUAACCCCACCUCAAAAUCAAAUGCCCCGCUCCUUGUUUGCUGUUCGGCUCGCGAAAUUGGCUCCAACUCUGACCCUGUCAACGGGAGCAUGAAGCAUCAGAUAUCAUCUAUUGCUCCUAGUGGGAUGACAUUAAAUGAAGCUUCCAUGUCCAUGCCAUCAUGUAAAUGGCGAAGGGUAUUGCUUAAAGUAAGUGGUGAAGCACUUGCUGGUGAUCGAUUACAGAAUAUUGAUCCAAAGGUUACUAUGACAAUUGCGAGGGAGGUUGCAUCUGUAACUCGACUGGGCAUUGAGGUUGCAAUAGUCGUUGGUGGGGGGAACAUUUUCCGCGGAUCCUCAUGGGCAGGAUGUAGUGGUUUGGACCGUUCAUCUGCUGAUUACAUCGGGAUGUUGGCAACAGUCAUGAAUGCUAUAUUUCUUCAAGCAACGAUGGAGAGUAUAGGCAUUCCAACACGAGUGCAGACUGCAUUUCGCAUGUCAGAGGUUGCAGAGCCAUAUAUUCGACGCAGGGCUGUCAGGCAUUUGGAAAAAGGACGGGUUGUGAUCUUUGCAGCUGGUACGGGCAAUCCGUUUUUCACUACAGACACCGCAGCAGCCCUCCGUUGUGCAGAAAUUAAUGCUGAAGUUCUGCUGAAAGCGACGAACGUUGAUGGGGUUUAUGAUGAUGAUCCAAGGCAAAACCCGAAUGCUUGUCUGCUCGAGACUCUUACAUACCAGGAGGUGACGUCGAAGGACCUUUCAGUGAUGGACAUGACUGCCAUUACUCUAUGCCAGGAGAAUAACAUUCCGGUUGUUGUCUUCAAUCUAACGAAACCCGAUAACAUCUCGAAAGCGAUAAAGGGCGAGAGGGUUGGGACAUUGAUUGGAGGAACAUGGAACUCAAUGGUAACAAGUUCAUGAAGUGUGUGGACCAUCCAUGCUGCAAGAGCUCAUUUUUAGGGAUUUGGCAGGAGCUUUAGGACUAUUUUUAUACGUUUUUCACAUUGGUAGCUGUCUCGAACACUCACUCAAAUUUUGAAUUUUAUUUCAUGAUAUUAUAAGAUUUAUUUUUGUAAAUAACCCUGUGAAAACAGACCCCUGUUGAAAUUUUCAUUGAAUAUUGAUGAGUGGUCUUCAAUCUUUUUAACUGCA